Molecule: messenger RNA, 453 nt
Organism: Ahaetulla prasina
Lineage: Eukaryota; Metazoa; Chordata; Lepidosauria; Squamata; Colubridae
Product: ovomucoid-like
Exons: 6
Molecular function (GO): protein binding; serine-type endopeptidase inhibitor activity
Source: RefSeq, a predicted model, not a curated record
AUGAAGUUCACAACGACAUGUGUGAUCCUUUGCCUGGUAAACUGCUGUUUAUUUUUAGUUCCUGGGAUCUCAGGACAUAAGAUUAUUUGCAACCAAUAUCCAAAAGAUAAAAAAGAACAGUAUGAUUGUCUUCCUAUCUAUGAUCCAGUGUGUGGAACAGAUGGCAAGACUUAUUCUAACAAAUGUGAAUUAUGUUCCAAAAUCUUAAGUUAACCCAAACUAGACAUGGCACAUGAAGGAGAAUGUGUUGACUGCAGUAAAUAUCCACAACCACAAAAGGGCACGGCUCCAGACUGCCCACGAGAUCAUGUGCCAGUAUGUGGCACUGAUGGGAAGACUUAUCCCCACCUGUGUGUCUUGUGUGCUAGAAUCUGGACAACUGGACAUAAAAUUGGCGUACGUCAUGAAGGAGCAUGCUCCAAAAAGGUAUAUCCAAUCUGUCAUAUUGCAUGA